Molecule: messenger RNA, 1599 nt
Organism: Alternaria conjuncta
Lineage: Eukaryota; Fungi; Ascomycota; Dothideomycetes; Pleosporales; Pleosporaceae
Exons: 1
Coding region: 1-1599 (532 amino acids)
Biological process (GO): spermidine biosynthetic process; spermine biosynthetic process
Cellular component (GO): cytosol
Molecular function (GO): adenosylmethionine decarboxylase activity
Source: RefSeq, a predicted model, not a curated record
AUGGUCGCUACUGAGAUUCCUCAGCACUACACUGCCUCGCCUUCGUCGCACAUUGGCACCCCUCAUUUGACCAUCAACAAGGAGGCUACCAUCGAUCUCGACUCUACCAACUCGUUUGAGGGUCCUGAGAAGCUCUUGGAAGUAUGGUUUAGCGCUUCUGCUACCGAACUGCCUGGACAGGCCGGCCCAACUGGACUGAAGACGGUUUCGGCAGAUGUCUGGAAGGACAUGCUCGAUCUUGUCAACUGCAAGGUUCUCUCUGUCAUCGAGUCUGAACAUGUCGACGCUUACCUCUUGUCCGAGUCGAGCAUGUUCGUCUUUCCUCACAAGGUCGUGCUCAAGACCUGCGGAACCACAACUCUACUAUGGGGUCUCACCCGCAUGCUGGAGAUUGCUGCAGGGGUCGGCUUCCCCUUCGUUGCACCCAAGGCAUCAGGCGUCGCGCCAGCCGCCACACCAUACCGCGUGUUCUACAGCAGGAAGAACUACCUCUACCCCGAUCAGCAGCGUGGACCCCACCGCAGCUGGCGUGAUGAGGUUCGCUACCUUGACGACCGCUUCCAGGGCGGUAGUGCCUAUAUGAUAGGCAAGAUGAACGGCGAGCAUUGGUACCUCUACAUCACCGGUCCAGACACCAGCCUCACUCCACCUCCCAGUCCUGGUGAGGAGAAGCUUGCGCCUGAUACCGAGACAAAGUUCGUGAGCCACCCUCAACGCAUGUUGCGUGAGCAGGCAACCGACGAAGAAGAGGACGAGACUCUGGAGAUCCUGAUGACCGACCUCGAUGAGAAGAACGCCCGUCAGUUCUAUCUAGAGGACGCAAGUGCGGUUGCGGAAGGUCGCUACAUCCAGAGGGCCCGUGAGGCUCGCAAGAACGCCAUCCAAUCCCUAGGUACCAUUGCGGAAGAGAAUGGUCACAGCGAGAGCCUCGGCGGCUCUACUGUCCUCAACUCUGCUGCUAACACCCACACCUCCGAUGACAGCUUCGACGUGUUUGAGCAGACUUCUUCUGACCACUCUGGUUUCAACUCUGAUGAGGAGCUUACUUUCCCUGAGGAGUUGACCACUGAGGGCCACACGCUCGGCACGGUCGUUUCUGAGCACUGUGGUCUAGCCGAUGUUUACCCUACCUCCAAGUACCCCGACGCCCGCAUCGACGCCUACCUGUUCACGCCCUGUGGCUUCUCUGCCAACGGCGUCAUUCCCGCCCCAGGUGGUGCUCCCAACGGCUCCAAGAAGGGCUCUGAUGCCACCCACUACUUCACUGUACACGUCACACCUGAGCCCCAGUGCUCCUACGCCUCGUUCGAGACCAAUGUACCUGCCCGCCAGACUGGUAGGGAGACGGCUGACGUUGUCGAGCAUGUCGUCGGCAUCUUCAAGCCUGGCAGGUUCAGCGUCACUCUUUUCGAGGCUAAGCCUACUGCUGACGAGAUGCCCGCCAAGAACAUUGAGAAGGCGAAGAGGAUGGAGACAAUUGCGGGAUACCGUCGCGUCGACCGCAUUGUACAUGACUUGGAUGGCUACGAUCUUGUCUUCCGAUACUACGAGCGCAAUGAUUGGAAGGGUGGAAAGCCUCGACUUGGCGAGAUCUUCUAG